ACCUACCAUACUACUACGGCAUUUCGCGGGCACGGUGUUAUGACGUCACUAUUGUGCGCAGGUCAUAGUGACCACAACAAUGGCCGCGGUUGACGGCCGACGUCUUAAUCUCGAGGAUUUUGUCGGACUAAAUUGGAGUUGCUGGGUGGACGGAGUGAAUAUUUUGACAUCGGAUGCUGGGACGUGUCCACAAGGAGCCAGCAAGUAUGGGAGGAGGUGCCGUGAGAGCAUGAGCCUCUGGAAAGAAGACAUGCACAUCUAUGGCGAGUUUCCCUCCCGUGACAACUUCUACUUGGUGGUGUGCAGCCACUGUGACCAAGUGGUGAAGCCGCAAGCCUUUGAGAGACACUGCGAGAGGCGACACAGCCUUCUCCCCAAGACGUGCACACAGUGGCGUCGCUUGGCCCCUCAGCCGCGACCUCGCCCCUAGCUGCCCUGUCAACCUUUUCCCCUCCACGGAGGAUGUUGGACAUCUGGCAGAAUUGACUUUCAGCUCCAAUGCGGCCUCCCCUUGCCACCAAUACAAGCCUGUCAAAGGCCAAAAGGAAGAUGGGAGUCUGUCUUCAGCAGUGAACCUGCCCAUUCCUCACCAGUCUGCUUCCAUACUUCAGAGCGGGGGUCCUCCGUCUCAGCCCCCGGGCCUCGGUUGUUCCUCUUCGUCCACUAUUUCACCCUCAAAGAGAGCCCCUACGCUUGCAGCCGAGCGCUCAAGUGACUCUCCUGCUCCACCUCUGCAGGGAACAAUAACCCACAGCCAGAUUUGCAGAAAUGCUGGAAAGCAAGAUUGUGACCGUGAAGAAUCAACGCUGUGGACCAGAGCCACAAGGACAGAAAACACCCUGCAAACGAGUAUGCAAUACUGAAGGUGCCUCGGUGGCCUUGACGCGGCAUGCUGCAGGUCGACAUGUGGAGCAGCAUCAUUUGGACAAACAGAAAAUAGAAAAUGUGAAAAACUGCCACAUUCUCAGACCCCAAAGGUUCCUGGACUACAAAGGUUCCUGGACCCCAAAGAUUCUUGGCCCUCAAAGUUCCCCAGAUCCCAAAGGGCUACAUCACAAAGGUUUCCAGAAGACGAGGCAGAUGGCACAGUCAGCGUGGAGGUCCAAACCCCGUACCCCUUCAACCAGGGCCUGCUCUCCAGCGAGGAGAACGAGGAUAACGAGCGAGAGGACGCCAUUGACCUGCCUGCAACAUCUUGGCACCCCAAACCUCUUGGUCUAUGCACUUUUGGAUGCCGCACGCUUGGAUGCAGCCUCUUCACCUUCGACAGACGCCUGCACCACCUGCGCUUUGCCCUCGCUGCCAUGUUGGAGCGCCAUGUUAGCUCCCACCUGUGGAAGUUAUUCUGUCCAGAGUGGUCCCGCACGCUCCCGCAGCCUCGCUGCCUCUACCUCACACCUGGAAAGCACACCUCAGGGUACCAAAGUGCCACGACCAACCAAAGGUCACUCCUCCGGUGGGAAAACGUCGCACCAUCCUCUUCGCUCAAGCUCCAACCGCAGGCCUCUUGGACAAAAGCGAAAAUGCGACGGUGACUCGCAGCCUCUCAAGUGUCAACGUUUGAGCCCCUUUCCUUCCUCUUGGACGGGAGGUGGCGUCAGAAAUUUGCUGUCAUGUGCUCCUGGCAAUGGAAAGAGGUCUAAAAGAGCACAAAAGACGACGGAAAAAAGAUGAAGCGGGGAUUAGCGAUCAAGACUGGCCCCCAGUAGCAAAAAUUCAUCAGUAGUGGACCCCCCCCCCC
Messenger RNA from Phycodurus eques (leafy seadragon), 1741 nucleotides. Its product is annotated as ataxin-7-like. Lineage: Eukaryota; Metazoa; Chordata; Actinopteri; Syngnathiformes; Syngnathidae. The transcript is spliced from 11 exons. Bases 769 to 1674 code for a protein of 301 amino acids. The record is from RefSeq and is a predicted model, not a curated record.